This is a messenger RNA of Cyphellophora europaea CBS 101466, 1224 nucleotides long. RefSeq lists its product as uncharacterized. Lineage: Eukaryota; Fungi; Ascomycota; Eurotiomycetes; Chaetothyriales; Cyphellophoraceae. The coding region runs from base 1 to 1224 and encodes 407 amino acids. Gene Ontology annotation, biological process: rRNA methylation. Gene Ontology annotation, cellular component: mitochondrion. The transcript has a single exon. The record is from RefSeq and is a predicted model, not a curated record. Gene Ontology annotation, molecular function: RNA binding; RNA methyltransferase activity.
AUGCUGUCAACACUGUGUAAUGCACUGAUUCCUGUUCGCAACAGCAGAACCCUCUCCCUAUCGCCUUCGAUCCGGCACAUCUCACUUACCGGGGCAAUCGAACGUGGCCUCCGAAAAGGCCAGCGAACCCUUGAUGGAAAGCAGGUCGGAAUAGCCCGAGAGGGAAGACCAAGCGACGGCUAUACUAGGACACAGUCGGAGAAUCGAGCCCAGUCUGGAAGGUACAAUGGAGUGAAGACCGGUGGCUCGACCGAGCGAGUUCCGCAUGCUCUCCCAUACACCACCGCAGCUUCAGAGUUCAUCUACGGCACAUUUGCCGUAAACGCGGCGAUCAAAGCGGGACGCCGCCAACUCUACAAGCUCUAUAUCCAUGGAAUCGAUGACAACAAAGACUCUAUGGGAGGAAGAGCAACGCAGAAGCGCGCAGAAGCAGCAGGUGUCGAGGUAGUGAAAGUCUCGGGGCCACAAUGGCGGCACCUCUUCGAUCGAGUGGCAGAGAAUCACCCUCACAAUGGCUUUAUCCUCGAAGCCUCGCCCGUUCCGACACUGCCUGCUGUUCAUCUUCAAGAAUGUCAGGACCUCGGUGAACCUGUAUCGGUCAAGCUGGGUCCCGCUGCACUUGAUGAUGCCACGCUGGCGGCUGGCUUUCAGAUUGCCUCGACCACGGCUAGCAUCCGCCCAAGAGGAAGACAGCACAGAUAUCCGGUUCUGCUGUUCCUAGAUCGUAUCACCGAUCUCGGCAACCUCGGAGCAAUCCUCCGGAGCGCUUAUUACUUCGGUGUCAAUGCGGUGGUCCUGCUCGACCACGGCACCGCGCCACUAUCCGCUGUCACGGUCAAGGCCUCCGCGGGCGCUGCGGAGAUCGUACCCAUCUUGCGGAUCAAAGACGAGACGAGUUUCAUCAAGACGUCCAAGGAGAAUGGAUGGCAUUUUCUUGCCGCCAUUGCACCGGAAGACACGCCCUUGGUCAACAACCGAGUCGUCAUACCGGAGCACGACUCUGCUGAAGAAAGUCUAAAAGAGAAACCCAUGGUCUUGAUGCUGGGCAACGAGGGCGAAGGCCUGCGACCUCGCAUAGCCAGGAUGGCGAACAGCACGGUCAGCAUCCAAAACAUCUUUGGGAAGCACGGCGCGGUUGACAGCUUGAACGUCAGCGUCGCUGCCGGCAUCCUCAUGCAUGAUAUGUUACGCCCUUUUCUAGGCAAGAAGCCGAACCCUAAAUAG